Lactuca saligna is the source of this 1995-nucleotide messenger RNA. The record is from the annotation of a GenBank genome assembly. NCBI's taxonomy places the organism in Eukaryota, Viridiplantae, Streptophyta, Magnoliopsida, Asterales, Asteraceae.
GGAGUGGAAGCAAAGCAGGUGGACCAGACGGAUUGGGGAAUAAUGGCAACACCUUCAUAUAAUACCGGCUCAAAACCAAUCGGUAUUGAGCGACGCAAAACCACUUAAGCCAAAGCUUGAAACCAGUAAUGUUCAUAAGCCUGUUGUGUUUUAAUAUUAUAAAUAAUUCAUGUGAUCUAACUUACCUUACCUGGUUGUUGUUGAAUAAUAAAUAUGUAAAUUCAAAGAUCAAGAUAUGUAAAACAAAUGCAUCGUUCACAAUUCCCUUUUGCUCUCUCCUUAGCAAUAAAUACCGGCAACCACUCUUCCCUUCUACCCAGCUCAAUAAUAUCACCCUAGCAACACGCGAGCUCGAACACACAAAGCGUCAAAUGGAUACCAUUGCAGCAAUGGAAAAACCACAUGCGAUAUGUAUCCCCUAUCCAGCACAAGGCCACAUAAAUCCCAUGAUGAAACUUGCUAAGCUCCUUCACUUUAAGGGCUUCCAUAUUUCCUUCGUCAACACCCACUACAACCAUAAGCGCCUACUCCGAUCCAGAGGUCCUUCCUCCCUCGACGGGCUCUCAGAUUUCUGUUUUCACUCCAUUCCCGAUGGCCUUCCGCCAUCUGACGCAGAAGCUACCCAGUCAAUCCCUGACCUCUGUGAAUCUGUUCCUAAGCACAGUCUGGAACCUUUCUGUGAGCUGAUUAACAAGCUUAACUGUGUGUUGCCGGUGUGCUGUAUAAUUUCCGACGGAUGCAUGAGCUUUACACUUGAAGCUGCAAACAGAUUUGGGCUGCCGGAAGUGCUAUUCUGGACGACAAGUGCUUGUGGGCUUUUGGCUUACACUCACUAUCGUGAACUUGUUGGAAAGGAGUAUAUUCCCCUCAAAGAUAUGAGCUACGUAACAAAUGGAUAUUUAGAAACAACGUUAGAUUGGGUUCCUGGGAUGAAAAACAUCAAAUUAAGGGACUUCCCAAGCUUCAUUCGAACCACAGAUAUAAACGAUAUCAUGUUCAACUAUCUCAUGACGGAAGCUGAGACUCUCCCUAGAGGCUCUGCUGUGGUCCUUAACACAUUUGAUGCCUUAGAACAAGACAGCGUUAAUCCCAUAUGUACCAUGAACCCACGAACCUUCACCAUAGGCCCACUUCACCUGAUGCAAGAACAUGUGCAUGAUGAACGUCUCAAACAAAUUGGGUCCAAUCUUUGGAAGGAAGAUGUGAGCUGCAUCAAUUGGCUUGACACGAAAGAUCCUGGAUCAGUUGUUUUUGUCAACUUUGGAAGUAUUACAGUUAUGUCGAAAGAACAACUCACUGAGUUCGGGUGGGGACUUGCUAAUAGCAAGAAGGAUUUCUUGUGGGUAACGAGGCCAGACAUCGUGGGUGACAAUGAAGCCAUGAUGCCACCUGAAUUCGUUGAUGAGACGAAAGAGAGAGCCAUGAUGACCAGUUGGUGCCCUCAAGAACAGGUUUUAAAGCACCCAGCGAUUGGGGGAUUCUUGACACACAGUGGAUGGAACUCGACUAUUGAGAGUAUUAGCAGCGGUGUUCCAGUGAUUUGUUGGCCGUUUUUUGCCGAGCAACAAACAAAUUGUCGGUAUAGUUGUGUAGAGUGGGGGAUUGGAAUGGAAAUUGAUACAGAUGUGAAGAGAGAGGAGGUGGAGGCUCAGGUGAGGGAGAUGAUGGAUGGGAAGAAGGGGAAGAUGAUGAAAAGCAAGGCCUCAGAGUGGAAGACAAAAGCCGAAGAAGCUGUUGCUAUUGGUGGAUCUUCUUAUCUCAACUUUGAUAAAUUAGUUAGUGAGGUGCUAUUGAUCAGAAAAUGAACACUGCAUUUCGUUGCCAGUGGUUAAUGGUGGAUCUUCUUAACGGAUUACUAAAUUUUAUCUUAUCUAUUAAGGUUCUUUUUUUUUUUUAUUAAAUGUUUACACAUAUUUUAUUUUGGAAUAAGAAAUGAUAGCGAUUUAUCCUUCCAUCCUAGAUUACCUAUCAAUAAUACUAAAACAAAAACAAAAA